GUUGCUAGAAUAUUACUUCCGGUACAAACAGCCACAUGUAAAAUGUCCAGGGGAAGUAGUGCUGGUUUUGAUCGCUUUAUUACUAUAUUCUCACCAGAAGGAAGACUCUAUCAAGUCGAGUAUGCUUUCAAAGCCAUUGCUCAAACUGGCUCAACAUCCAUUGGAGUAAAAGGAACCAAUUCAGCCGUAGUAAUAACACAAAAGAAAGUCCCCGACAAAUUAUUAGAUCCAGAUAGCAUUACUCAUUUAUUUAAAAUUACCGAUACUGUCGGCUGUGUCAUGACUGGAAUGACAGCUGACAGCAGAGCUCAAGUGAAGCGUGCUCGACACGAAGCAGCUGAAUUUAAGUAUCGCUAUGGCUACGACAUGCCUGUUGAUGCUGUUUGUAAAAGAAUGGCCGACAUUGCUCAGAUAUAUACUCAGAAUGCAUUCAUGAGACCAUAUGGUUGCAGUAUGAUAUUAAUUGGUAUAGAUGAAGAGAGAGGUAUACAGUUAUUUAAAACGGAUCCAGCUGGUUAUUAUUGUGGCUACAAGGCAACCAGUGUGGGGGCUAAACAAACUGAAGCUAAUAAUUACUUGGAGAAAAAAAUUAAAAAGAAUCCUUCAUGGGGCUAUCACGAAACAGUUGAGGUUGCUCUUCUCACUCUCUCCCAAGUUCUCUCGGCUGAUUUGAAGUCAAACGAAGUUGAGAUAGGAGUUGUGACUGAAGACAAUCCUGAAUUCAGGAUACUCACUGAGAAAGAAAUAGACGAGAGGCUUACUGCAUUGGCUGAACGUGACUAACUAAUGACAUAUAGAUAAUUAUUAUUAUCAUGAUUAUUAUUAUCAUUGUUGUUUUUGGCUUUCUGUCUGUGGUCUUGAUCCUACUGCCACUGAUAAUAAUAAACUUAA
This is a messenger RNA of Amphimedon queenslandica, 891 nucleotides long. RefSeq names its product proteasome subunit alpha type-6-like. The record is from RefSeq and is a predicted model, not a curated record. The coding region runs from base 43 to 783 and encodes 246 amino acids. Gene Ontology annotation, cellular component: proteasome core complex; proteasome core complex, alpha-subunit complex. NCBI's taxonomy places the organism in Eukaryota, Metazoa, Porifera, Demospongiae, Haplosclerida, Niphatidae. Gene Ontology annotation, biological process: ubiquitin-dependent protein catabolic process. The transcript has 7 exons.